This is a messenger RNA of Neopsephotus bourkii (Bourke's parrot), 3308 nucleotides long. It is a transcript of the gene ARHGAP36, whose product is annotated as Rho GTPase activating protein 36. Gene Ontology annotation, biological process: signal transduction. Bases 1236 to 2618 code for a protein of 460 amino acids. NCBI's taxonomy places the organism in Eukaryota, Metazoa, Chordata, Aves, Psittaciformes, Psittacidae. The record is from RefSeq and is a predicted model, not a curated record. The transcript has 11 exons.
CCAGGUAUAGGCAGCGGGAAUGGGUGAAGGGAACCCAUCUCGUUGUCCCUGCUGUGGCACCCAAGGCUUGCUCUGUGGGAGGCAGGUGAAAGCCCAUCUAAAGCAACAUGCUCAGUGGUUGUGUCACUGCGGGGAGCUUGUAUUUUUGAGAAAUAAACGUUUUUAUAGGCAAAUCUUGGUCCUGCUGCUUGCUUUUUCUCACCGAGCUUGCAUUGCUGGCCAUGGGGAGGGCGGUGCUCCAUCCUUAUUUCUGUGUCAGCAUGGAGCUCCACUGUCCUUGUAGUAAACUCCAAAAGGAUUCAUAAAUCUCAGGCCAGCAAACAGCUGCAGAACGCUCCCUGCUUCCUCUCCAGCCUCUUCUACUCAACAGGCAGCGAACUGGAGCUCCAUGAUCCCCCCCUUCCUUCCGAGCAGCUGGAGUUUGCUGCAGGUGGCAGUGUUGGGGGUUGACACCUUGUGCAGCACAGCCACACCAGCUCAUACUUGGUGACGAGGAUGGGUACACAGGGAAAAUGAGAGCUCUGGAGCAGCCUGCGCCAGGGUUCCCAUGCUUGUAUUGAGGGAAGCAGGUUGUUGUACAUGCAGGGCUCUCUGGGGGCUGUAGCCCACAUGCACAGCCCAUCUAGCUGUGAGCUUGUCAGUGCUGGAGCUUUGCAGGGCCCUGUGGUCCUUGGAGCUGUGGUGGAUGUGGAGGGUGGUGUCUGCCUGGCCCUGCCUGCCUGCAGCAGGGGCUUGGUCACUGUGACAGCUGUGAAGGAGCAGCCAAGGUGGGAACCAUCCAUUGGCCCUCUUUGGCCAAUUUCCCUUCCAGGUCUCAUCUGCCGGAGCAGCAGAUGCUUCCUGGGUGCCCUGGUUGCUGACAGGGAAGACUGGGGAAGACACGGGAUGGAGGAGAUGGGCUGAGCAAUCACCGAUCCCUGCCAAGGCGCAGACACUGUCAGGCGUGGGAAGUGCUGGCCCUUCCCUUUGCCCCUGCCCUCCCUCUCUCCCCACUGCUUUGGGCUUGCUCUGUUUUGGCAGGAACCCACAUUCUCAUCACCCCUCUCCUCCCCUUGGCUCAGCUGCAGUGGCUCCUCCCGGCUCCUCUUCUGCCGGCACUGGGAGCAUUCCCCUGCAGGCUGUGGGACCGCUGCUUGGAAACCCAUCGCUGGAAGCAGAGAAGGAGCCCAGGGUGCCGCUGCUCCUGCACAGAAGAGACCUUCGUCCCUGCUCUGCUGCCAGGGCAAAGCACGGACAUGCAGCCUGUGCCCCUGCACAGCCUUUCAGAGCUGGAGAGAGCCAGUCUGCAAGAGAUUGCCCUGUACCAGCUGCAGGAGAAGCUGCUUCUGGGAGAUCUGAGCCUGGCUAAAGUCAGACCUAAAGGCAUCAAAUCCAUCCGCCAGAAGCUGGAGAGCUUCUCAAAGGAGAAGAAGGACUGCUCCCCUCAGACCUUCGGCAUCCCGCUCUCCCAGGUCAUCGCCAAUGACCGAGCGCACCGGCAGCUGCAGGAGGCGGUGAGGAGCAGCCGCCGGCUCUGCCUGGAGGUGGAGGCGACCGUGAGGACAUUCCAGGCCCAGAGGCUCCAGAGGAUGGGCAGGAGCCUGGUGCCCUGUGGGGCCCUCCCUGAGGAGCCGCUUCCCCCUGCUCUGCCCAGCACCGAGUCCUGGCGCCAGCGGAGGGGCGCGAUGUCUGUGGACUCCAUCACUGACCUGAGUGACAACACCUCCAAGCUGCUGGAGGCUCUGCAGUUGUCACACCCACAUGAGCUGGGUCCACAGAGGAGCCUGGGCAAGAAGAAGAUGUUGAGCCUCAACCCCAUCAGCUGGCAGGUCCCACGGAUCGUGGACAGAUGCUGCAAACACACUGAGAUGCACGGUCUCCACACUGUGGGCAUCUUCCGAGUCGGGAGCUCUAAGAAAAGAGUUCAGCAGCUGAGGGAGGAGUUUGACCGAGGACUGGACGUGUUCCUGGAUGAGCAUCACAGUGUUCACGAUGUGGCUGCUCUGCUCAAAGAGUUUCUUCGGGACAUGCCGGAUCCCCUGAUUCCCAGAGAGCUCUACUCAGCCUUCCUCAGCACAGCCUCCAUGGCGGGCACGGCCCAGCUGGGGGCGCUGCAGCUGCUGCUGUUCCUGCUGCCGCCGUGCCACAGCGACACCUUGCGGCGGCUCCUGCGCUUCCUGGCCCGGGUGGCGCGGCACGCCCAGGGCUCCCGCCGCCCCGACGGACGCGAGAUUCCUGGGAAUAAAAUGACAGUUUCAAACUUGGCCACGAUCUUUGGUCCCAACGUCCUGCAGAAAGAGAGGCCUGGAGAGAAAGACGCUGCUGCUGUGAACUAUGAGGACAGCGCUGCCAUCAUACUGGUACUGCAGAGGCUGAUUGAGCAUCACCAGACCCUGUUCAUGGUGUCCCCUGAAAUGCAGCAACACAUCCUCAGGAGGCUCUUCCAGACAGACCCCGACAUCAUCGAGUACCUGCUGCGCCGGAGACUCCGUGCUGCGCCGAGCACAGAGAGUGAGGAUUCAAGAGAGGAGCAUGCUCCAUCCCUGCUGCCAGGGUGGACCUGCACCCUGGAGAACAGCUCACUCUCAUCGGAGCUGUACAGCAGCACCUCAUUCCUAAACCUGGAUGUUGGCAUCUAGCGGUGCUGGGCCAGCCCCUCUGCACUGCGGACAGGACUGAGCAGCUGGGCAACCCUUCCGCACGUCAGAGGAGUGGGGCUGUGACAGGAGCAUGAAUGCCUGCUGGAGCCCCUCUGCCACCAGUGGACAACCCAAUGGCAUGCAGGCUGGAGAGCAGCAGGCUGGUGUCCGACAGACUGGGGGAUGUGACAUAGAGGUCCAAAACUGAUCCUAUCUGGGGUAGUUCCAGGCACUGGUCAGGCUAGUGACUUAUAGAGAUGGGGGAGCAAUAGCUUGGGGCUGAGCCCCGCUGUGAAGACAGGGAGGAUGCUGUCCUGACACUGAGUGAAUGGGGAAUGUUAGCAGGGCAGUGAGGAUGGAAAAUGCAGGUGGGGGUUUGGGAUAUCACUUACCUGUGCUGUUGUGUGGAGACAAAGCUCUCCUGGAGCUGGAGGAAUUCCCAUAGAGCUACAGGAACAGCAACCCUGGUGCAAAGAUACCCCAGCCUGCUCUGUUCAGAAUGAAUUACAGCUUUCUUCUUUGUUUUAGCCCUGUUUAAAAUUGCUAAUGUUAGAGACUGUAAAACACUGUAUCAAUCCCAAAAUGCAUGGCUGGCGUAGCAAGAGAGCACUGUAUACUCUGAGGACUACAAACUUCAAUUUUGCUUGAAUUCAUAUUCAGUAGGUUAGACCUUCUGAUGUAUUUUACACA